AAUAUUUAGUAACCCAUUUGUGCGGAGCUUUCAAUCACCGAAUCCCCUCGUUUUCAUCGACAGUAUUCGGACCUCCCUACCUUCUUCUCUUUUAUCUCUCACUCACUCUGUUUUCUUCACCUUCAGCCCAUCUGCCUGUGGUUCUUCAUUCUCUCUACUCUUCUUCUUCUUCUUCUUCUGGGACAAUUGAAAAACGGUCUCAUUGUUUUCGAAAAUGGAUGCCACAAUGCCCAUUUGCAAGACUGUCACUCCGACUCCCGGCUUAUUUUUUGGGAGGACAAGAGAGAUCCGGAGUUCCCAAUGUAGCUUUAUGGUAGGAAAUAAAGUCAGCUUUCUAAGGCAGAGGGCUCAGGGGGCUCAAGUUAGUUUUAAAUCCAGGAAGCAUGGGGGAGCUCUCCAUGCUACAUGUCGUGCUGAAAAAAUUCUGGUGGCAAACAGAGGAGAAAUUGCUGUUCGCGUUAUUAGAACUGCCCAUGAAAUGGGAAUACCUUGUGUUGCAGUUUACUCAACAAUAGACAAGGAUGCACUUCAUGUGAAAUUGGCCAAUGAAUCAGUUUGUAUUGGUGAAGCUGCAAGCAGUCAGUCGUACUUAGUUGUUCCAAAUGUUUUAUCUGCUGCCAUCAGUCGGAAAUGUACAAUGCUUCAUCCAGGAUAUGGUUUCCUUUCUGAGAAUGCAUCCUUUGUUGAAAUGUGCAGAGAACAUGGAAUCAACUUUAUUGGGCCUAAGCCUGAUAGCAUCCGUGUUAUGGGUGAUAAAUCGACUGCCAGGGACACAAUGAAGAAAGCAGGCGUUCCAACUGUACCAGGAAGUGAUGGAUUACUACAGAGCACAGAAGAAGGAAUCAGACUUGCAGAUGAAAUUGGUUUUCCUGUUAUGAUCAAGGCAACAGCAGGAGGUGGAGGACGUGGCAUGCGUCUUGCUAAAGAACCUGAGGAGUUUGUGAAGCUGUUACAGCAAGCAAAAAGUGAGGCCGCAGCUGCUUUUGGAAAUGAUGGAGUUUAUUUGGAAAAGUACAUCCAAAAUCCUAGACAUAUUGAAUUUCAGGUUCUAGCAGAUAAAUAUGGAAAUGUUGUUCACUUUGGAGAGCGGGAUUGCAGCAUCCAGAGAAGGAACCAAAAGCUGCUGGAAGAAGCACCUUCCCCUGCAUUGACCCCGGAAUUGCGGAAAGCCAUGGGUGAUGCAGCAGUUGCUGCAGCUGCCUCGAUUGGUUACGUUGGUGUUGGAACCGUUGAAUUCCUUUUGGAUGAAAGAGGUUCCUUUUACUUCAUGGAAAUGAACACUCGGAUUCAGGUUGAACAUCCUGUGACAGAAAUGAUUUCAUCUGUUGACUUGAUUGAAGAACAAAUUCGUGUAGCUAUGGGAGAAAAGCUCCGAUACACACAGGAUGAGAUUGUGCUCAGAGGACAUUCAAUUGAAUGUCGUAUCAAUGCAGAAGAUGCUUUUAAAGGAUUCCGACCUGGGCCAGGAAGAAUAACAGCCUACUUACCAUCCGGAGGUCCCUUUGUUAGAAUGGAUAGCCAUGUUUAUCCAGAUUAUGUGGUUCCUCCAAACUAUGAUUCCCUUCUUGGAAAGCUGAUUGUGUGGGCACCAACAAGAGAAGGGGCAAUUGAACGAAUGAAGAGGGCUCUUGAUGACACUGUUAUAACAGGGGUUCCCACAACCAUUGAAUAUCAUAAACUUAUCCUUGAUAUAGAGGAUUUCAAAAAUGGAAAAGUUGAUACUGCUUUUAUUCCAAAGCACGAGGAGGAGCUACGAGCGCCCCAACAUUUGGUGCCCGCAGCUCCCAAAGAACUAGCUGGUGCAUCUGCUUAGAUGGAUGAGAGCCUUUCUUUUUCGUACGUCGGGGACAUGCUUGGCAUGUGGGAAUUCCAUUUGAAAUUUUGAUGUGUUUCUGUAUUUUGUUGGGUGUUCAAACAUGUACUGCUCAGCAUAUACGUAGGAAAUGAUGAGGGUAUUUCCAGCACUUGGUAGAGUUUUUAGGUGACUUUUGGUUGAACUUAAUUGUUGGGUUGUUGGCUGAUAAGAAGAUGCAAAGCAAGGAAACAUGUUUCGUUCAAGAUCCAGUUUUAUGUACAUCACAUGUAGUGCUCCACCAAUUCCUCUCCACUCAAAUCUAAUCUGCCUUUGUCUA
Messenger RNA from Malus domestica (apple), 2132 nucleotides. RefSeq names its product biotin carboxylase 1, chloroplastic-like. Gene Ontology annotation, molecular function: ligase activity; ATP binding; metal ion binding. The record is from RefSeq and is a predicted model, not a curated record. NCBI's taxonomy places the organism in Eukaryota, Viridiplantae, Streptophyta, Magnoliopsida, Rosales, Rosaceae.